AUGACUGGACAAGAUGCAAAAAUAGGGUAUAUACUUGAAGUUGAUCUAAAAGCCCCAGUGCACUUGCAUGAUUACUUUGCAGAUUAUUUCUUAGCACCAGAAAAGCAGAUAGUACCAGAAAACUGGCUUAGUCUAUACAAUGAAAUUUUACUACCAAGCUCUCCAGACAUAUAUGAAGUUCAGAAUGAAGGUUACAAAAGUUCAUAG
Molecule: messenger RNA, 207 nt
Organism: Racocetra persica
Lineage: Eukaryota; Fungi; Glomeromycota; Glomeromycetes; Diversisporales; Gigasporaceae
Source: the annotation of a GenBank genome assembly